CAGAGUGCACGUUACGUUGUUGUCGCACGUGAACUGAGCGGAAGUGAAUGAACAGUUGACCGGGCAGGCUAAUCCGCUAGAAAUCAACACAACAAGAUGGAGGUGGAGCAGCUCCUGUCGCUGUCUGGCUCUGCACUGGCCCAGGCUGUCAGCUCUCUGCUGGAGACCCCUGGCCUCUACGUUUUCUCCGACAUCCUGGAGCUGCCCAACGUCAGAGAGCUGGAGAAUGGUCCUCAUGCACCUGUGUACCAGCUCCUAAACCUUUUCGCCUAUGGAACCUACUGCGACUACAAAGAGAGAGCGGCCUCUCUCCCAGAGUUGACCCCCGCUCAGAGAAACAAACUUCGCCAUCUGUCCAUCAUCAGCUUAGCUUCCAAUCUCAAGUGCCUGCCAUACUCGCUGCUGCUGCAGCAGCUAGAGCUGAAGAACGUGCGCGAGCUGGAGGACCUGCUGAUCGAGGCCGUUUACUGCGACAUCAUCCAGGGCAAAUUGGACCAGCGAAACCAGCAGGUGGAGGUGGACUGCAGCGUGGGCCGCGACCUCGGCCCCAACGAGCUCCCCAACAUCAUUAACACGCUGCAGGAGUGGUGCACAGGCUGCGAGGCGGUGCUAUGUGGUAUCGAAGAGCAAGUCUCCCGGGCAAACCAGUACAGGGAGAGCCAGCUGAAGGUCAAAGUCCAAGUGGAAACAGAGGUAUCAAACCUACAGAAAACACUGAAGGCCAGCGCCGCCUCACCGUCAUCAGGACCCGCCCCCGCUGGAGCAGCGUCCAAUCAGGAUGCUGACCAGCCGGCCGAACCACGGGAUCCCGCCUCCUCUCAGGAAUCACGCCAGCCGGGCAAAAAAAGUUCUAAGGUGAAAGGGCUGCGAGGCAGCGGGAAGAUCUGGUCCAAGUCCAACUGAAGACGUGAGAAUCAGCAGCACUGAUCGACACUGUCACUGGAUUUGUUGUGGGACAAGAGCAUUGAAACGGGGGAGACCCUCGCUGCAGGCACCUUUUUAUAAAGUCACCUAAUCUCACCUUGAUGAACUUGCAGACGCGGCCAUUGCGACGUCCCCUCCUGCCGUUCUUUAGCGAUUGAACAAGAGGGGACAGCCGGAUGCCUUUGCCCAUAAACAGGAGCUCAUCUGAUGCAUUUUGAUGGUGUGUGCGCUUUUAUUUUUAUUGCUUUGAACGUGCUCCUUUUGGCUUUGACUUCUUUGUCAUUUUCCUUCCGCUGAGUUGAUAAAUGUGGAAAAUGUUGGGAAAUUAAAGAAAAAAAUCUUGCACUUAUUGCUGACAAGCUCUCAUUAAUGUCACUGUCUCAUCUUUUAAUAAAUGCACUUUUGAGUGCAUCUCUGGAGGGCAUGCUGCUAAAUGUUAACUCACAGAAGGGGGGCUACCAUUAGGAGGUCAAGCCGUUAAUUAGGGCGCGUCCCUGAAGACGCUCAUGCGUUACAGAGCCCAGGCUUCCCCUGUGUGCAAGCAGCAUGGCUACAUGCAAAGAGCAUUCAUAUCUCUCGUUUGGCCCUGAGCUUCUACAGCAGGAACCUCCCUUGCUGAACACCCUAAAACUCGAACAGUAUGGAUGUCACCCCUGAGACUUCAUCUCGGUGAGUAAAUGAAGCAGAGUUUCCCCAGACUUUUUCAGUUCAAGGCCUAAGUUACAGUUCUUUCUAAGGACCCAAACUUAGGAAACUUGUGUUUCUAUAAAAUCAGCAUACAUUGUAAGUAAAAUAGUGGGAAAGAACAAAAAUCAUAAAUUAUUGAAUACAUACAUACAAAUGAAUACAUAAAUACAUACAGGAGUAAAAAAAACGGACAAAAACAAUAUAAAUGCAGGGUGUUGAUUAUGCAAUAACAUCUGUAUCAGUAUACAGUAGGAUAGGAAUGUCACAAAAUCUCACAAGAAUAAAACGUGAAUUAAAACAAUUGUCGUUCAGAAAGAAUUUCUUGUGGGUACAAGGCCUGGGAUGAUGAUAAAUCAAUUAAAUAAUCACACAAUAAAUGAAAAUUAUUUGUCACACAUGCAAAAAAUAAAAUCAGUAAGGGGGCAGACACUUUUUUACACAACUAUUUUUGCACGUUUGUCACACUUAAAUGUUUCAGAUCAUCAAAGAAAUUUAAAUAUUAGUCAAUGACAAUACAACUGAACACAAGAUGCAGUUUUUAAAUGAAACUUUUUAUUAUUAAGGGAGAAAAAAAAUUCAAACCUACAUGGCCCUGUGUGAAAAAGUGAUUGCCCCCUAAACCUAAUAACUGGUUGGGUCACCAAUAGCAGCAACAACUGCAAUCAAGCCUUUGCAAUAACUUGCAAUGAGUCUCUUACAAGCGCUAUGGAGGAAUUUUGGCCCACUCACCUUUGCUGAAUUGUUGUAAUUCUGCCACAUUGGAGGGUUUUCGAGUAUGAAGCGCCUUUUUAAGGUCAUGCCACAGCAUCUCAAUAGGAUUCAGGUCAGGACUUUGACUAGGCCACUCUUCAUUUGGUUUGUCUUCAGCCAUUCAGAGGUGGACUUGCUGGUGUGUUUUGGAUCAUUGUCUUGCUGCAGAACCCAAGUUGGUUUCAGCUUGAGGUCACAGACAAAUGGCCGGAAGUUCUGCUUCAGGAUUUUUUGGUAGACAGCAGAAUUCAUGGUUCCAUUUAUCACAGCAAGGCUUCCAGGUCCUGAAGCAGCCAAACAGCCCCAGACCAUCACACUACCACCACCAUAUGUUACUGUUGGUAUGAUGUUCUUUUUCUGAAAUGCGGCGUUACUUUUGCGCCAUAUGUAAUGGGACACACGACUUCCAAAAAGUUCAACUUUUGUCUGGUCAGACCACAGAGUAUUUUCCCGAACGUCUUGGGGAUCAUCAAGAUGUUUUUGGGCAAAAUUGAGACGAGCCUUAAUGUUCUUUUUGUUUAGCAGUGGUUUUUGUCUUGGAACUCUGCCACGCAGGCCGUUUUUGCCCAGAAAGGUUCACCACUGUUGCAUGUUUUCUCUAUUUGUGGAUAAUGGCUCUCAUUGUGGUUCGCUGGCGUCCCAAAGCUUUUGAAAUGGCUUUAUAACUUUUUUCCAGACUGAUAGAUGUCAUUUAAUUUUAAAGUUAUUGUCAUGGGAAAAAUUAUUAGGCCACCCUUGUUUCUUCAGUUUCUUGUUCAUUUUAAUGCCGGAUACAAGUAAAGGUACCUUUUUGUUUGGACAAAUAUAACAAUGACAACAAAAAUAGCUCAUAAGAGUUAUUUUUUUGGCAGUACAAUGCAAGAACUUCAUGUACGAAGUUAGUCAUCAAGAAAACCAUGGAAGUUGGUAGCUAUCAGCUCUUUAAUUAAACUCUUCUGAGCUAUAUUUGUUAUCAUCAUUAUAUUUGUCCAAACAAAUGUACUUUUAGUUGUAUCAGGCAUUAAAAUGGAAUAAUAAACUGAAGAAACAAGGGUGCUCUAAUCAUUUUUUCCAUGACUGCACAAUUUCACGGCCGAGAUUAGGGAUCUUGGGCUCAAAAGGUUUGGUGACCACAGCUGUCCUUCAUGUGUUCUGUGUACACAGUCGGAUAUUUUAAAUGCAACACACCAACACUCAGCAACUUUCACGUCAUCUUUUGAGAUUUACGUCGUUUGUAGCCAGAAUAUACACAUUUAAAUAAAAAGUCCAUUUAACACAGAACCUGUCCAGUGGUUAACUAUAAAGGUUGUGUGACCGUUAAUAAGUGUUUAUGGUGGAAACGGUUUGACUCUGGAGCAGAUUAUUUCAAUGAUAAUUGGUCCCUAUGAAAAUUGUUGUUAAUUAGAACAAAUUUGAAGUUGACCAGUGUCCUGGAAGGCAUUAUGGUUGACGUGGUAGUUCCACAAUGUUGUUUUAAGGUCACAAAUUGCAAAUCUUUCCUCUCCUUGCGCUUGCUUCCUCUCAACCUCGUAGCAAGAAUUAGCUGUCUCAUUUGAAUGGAGAGAAGAACAAUAAUAAUCCUGUUCAAUGUUAAAUCUUCCGUCUUGUCCUCCACGUCUAUAAAUAGUGGCGUUAAUUUCACUCACAGUUCUUUUUUUUUUUCAUUCUUCCACUCCUGUGAAUUCUAACAGCUGUACACCUCCUGCGAGUGUUUCUUAGUGAAUGUGUGUGUGUGUGUGUGCAGCCAAGCAUGUUUUUUUUAAGGUGUGACCAUGUGAGUGAUGACAUGAGUUCACACCUAACAUUGUUUCUUGUCCGCCACAGUAUGCACAACUUUAACAAAAAAAACACCCCCACAGUCAAUCAAUUACGCCCAUUGGUAAAAUCUUCCCGUUUGAUGGACAGUGGCUGUGCAGCGACUCAAUACACUCGUGUGGCAUUUCUUCUCCAGCGCACGCCCUGAUUUUAUUGGUGCUUGUGUGAGGAACUGUGCACAGGGGAAAUUCUUACCUACACUAAUCUGCCCGAAGCCAGAGGAAUCCAUAUGAGGUGAGGAGAUAAGGAGACGCAUCACGAGCUGACGCUUCCUUCCUUCAAUCCCUCAGCUUGCUCUAGUCCUUGGUGGAAAAAACAUGAUUGACACAUGCUGGAGGAUUGUUAAAAAAAAGUGCCACGCUUGGAAAUCAAUACAAGGCUCUGCAGUCGGUUUGCACUACGGGGAUACAGUAUAGCUAUUAAAAUAACAUUUGCAACGUAAGCACUGCAUUUCACACAGCUCCAAGCAUUGACAAUGACAUACACAGAUAACAGCACAAAGCUAAAACACAGCCUUUAUUGAACUUGCAUGGUACAGCAAGACCAUAAUUGUCCUACAGGAUUUUUAUUUUUACUAAAAAUCACAAGAUGGAAUAUCUGUGAGAUUGCACAAGUCACGCAUGUUACAACCAGCAUGACACCUGUUGGUAGAAGAAAGGUUCAAACACUGUAAGGACAAAAGUAUCGGAACACCUGUGAUCUGUGAGUUACUUUAGUUUUUCAAUUCUGCCUCUCAAACUGCUAGUGUUUUAAGUAACAUUUUAGCAUAGUUCAUUGUCAUGCAAGUGUAAAGAAGUUAUACAAGCAACCGUUGCUAAUAGUAAAACUCUUUAACUUUUGGACAAUAUUUUUCUUUGGAUUUUAGGCCAGGUCAACUCCUAAUUGCUCGGCUGAACUGUUCAAGUUCAAUUGUUGGACAAAUAAGCAGACCAAUUGUGUUUGGAUAUGUGGUAAGGGUGGUGACAUAUAACCCCUUGUUUAUUGUGGUAAAUUGGUUCCUGAUCCGACCGUGAUAAGUGAAAUAAGCUGCUGAGCUAACUAGUCAGCCUCUCCAAUUUACUUACUCUAAACUUAGAGUGUUUCAAUCAGAGUGAGGAAGAAGGACAAAGAAGCCAAAAACGUACCACUUCCACACGGAAUGAGAGGAGAACCUUUUUUUUCCCACUCAGUCUCAGCCAUGGCAUGUCAGUCUCUGCCAUGGCAUGUCUGUCUCUGCCAUGGCAUGUCUGUCUCUGCCAUGGCAUGUCGGCUCGGCUCUGCUGGCGCAGUAGCUAGUCUCCAUGCAGAAUGAAAGGUAAUGUAGUCUCAUAACAUUUCUGAUGCCUAGUGACCAAAAUACUACAUGUAACUUCCAUACAUCCAUUUUCUAUGCCUCUUAUCCUCAUCAGAGUUGCAGGGGUAUGUUGGAGCCUAUCCCAGCUGACUUUGGGUGAGAGGCGGGGUACACCCUGGACUGGUCGCCAGCCAAUCGCAGGGCACAUAUAGACAAACAACCAUUCACACUCACAUUCAUACCUAUGGACAAUUUGGAGUCGCCAAUUAACCUGACAUGCAGGUUUUUUGGAAUGUGUGAGGAAACCGGAGUACCCGGAAAAAACCCACGUACGAGAACAUACAAACUCCACACAGAGAUACCCAAGCGGAGAUUCGAAUUACAUAAAACUUCAAUAUUUUUUUACUAACAAUAAGCCAUAGUCAACGACAAAACAGCGAUAAUUUAUUAUUUUUGGAAAAACCACAAUAUAGCGAGGGAGCGAUAUUCAAACCGCUACAUAGCGAGGGAUGACUGUACUGUAUGUUUACGCUUGAUAGCUAGAAGUGAACUAGAAGUUUCGAUGCUGUGCAAUCAAAUCUUAUUCAUAAGGUAUAAACUCAUACAGUUGCUGACACAAGUGAGUACACCCCUCACAUUUCAGCAACAGUUUUAUUAUCGCAUCUCAAAGGGACAAUACUGUAGGAAGCAAACUUUUGACUAAUUAGUGUACAGCUUAUAUUGCAUUAUAGAUUUAGUCAAAACACAGCCAUUAUCCUCUAUAAACAGCUGGCAACACAAGUGACUACUCCUCACUGUGACCAUGUCCAAAUUGUGUCAUUGGUGUAAACAUUUAGUGGGAGUACCAUUGUUAUCUUCCAGCACUGCCUUGAGCAUGGAAUUCACCAGAACUGCACUGGUUGUUUCUGGAAUCAUCUUCCACUCCUCCGCGAUGACAUCACUGGUGGCUGGUGGAUGUUAGACACCUUGCGCUCCUCCACCUCCUUUACUUCCGAUUCAAGAUGCACCACAGGUGCUCAGUUCAUCACUCCACCACCUUCAACGUCAGCUUCCUCAGCAAGGCACUUGGUGGUGAUUGGACUCCUUAUCCUGUUGGAAAACUGCCAUGCGGCGUAGUUUCCCAAGGGAGAGGACCAUGCUGUGCUUCACAGUGUCACAGUAUGUGGUGGAAUUCAUGUUUUCCCUCAUUGAACCGCAGCUCCCCGGUGCCGGCAGCACUCCUGCAGCCCCAAACCAGGACACUACCACCACCACGCUUGACUGCUGCAAGACGUAUUGUUACUCACUUGUGUUUCCAGUUAUUUCUAUAAUAAUGGGUGUUGAGGAGACAUCCAUAUUCAGUAGCUAGUAACUAUAUGCUGCAGUACAGCUGUACACUGACCACUCUAGUCUACUCUAGUUUGAGAAGCACUGAUCCAGAAGAAUAUUUGUAAGGGUUACUAAUAGGGGUGUCACGAGACACUCAGUUCACAAGACGAGAAGAUGCACGAGAUUAGGUCUACGGGUUGAGACACGAUUUUAACUUUACUUUGAAGAAAAGUACAAAGAAAACAAAAAAUAUACCAAUGACAAUAUAUUGCAAUCUACUAAUAUAAUUUCUACUAGGUUACACUUUCCUGCACUCUGUGUGUACCCACGAGACAAUGAGACUGUAUGACUGACAAAAGGGCUCACUCCGUUCAUGCUGUUGUUCUAUGGAACACAGUGGUUGAAACCAAUGCACAAAGUGAACCCUAUUCCUGCCGGGAAGAGGAAAAGAGACACGCAUGCACAUGGCAAUGUAUUGAGGCCGGCAAAAUUGUCAAAUUCAUUUUCACCUAUUGUGUGGUUAAUUUAUUUAUUAUUGUCCCAGGACUAGUGCCCAUGAGAAAUCUUGUGACAUGAGAUCUUGUGACACCCCUAGUUGCUAAUGCUGGGCCUGGCUAGCACACAAUCUCAGUUCUAGUUCAUCCCAAAGGUUUUCGGACGUUGUGCAUUGGGAACAGACAAGGUGCCUUCUCCAAACUGUUUCCACAAAGCUGGAAGUACAAAAACGUCCAAAAUGUCAUCUGAUUGAUUAACUCAGGGCCGCCGUCUCAAGACUUUUGUCCAUCACCGUCAUCUCUAAAGCUGCUUUGAAAAAGUUGCAGAGAAAACAAAAACUUUGGACAUUUGGCUUUGCAAGGUUCUACAAGACAUUAGGAGCUGAUAGAUAAAAUAGACUAGAUUUAUGAGUAAUAGAUUUGAAGCCAAUCUCACAGACACAACAUGAACGUUCCUUCAAAAGUUCCUUUGGUGCCAUGGUGACAGACGACAUACAGUGAUUAGAUGCGAAGGCAGAUGAUGGCGGGUUUUGUUUUCAAGAAUGUCUUGACUGUCAACAAGAAAAAAAAGGAGGAAGAAAAAAAACCCUUUGGGAUUCGUUGCUUCUUGGCAAAAAUUCCACCACGAUCUAUUCACGUCUUGAAUAUUUUAUCUGCACGGUGAAAUAAACGCUGGGCGCACACCUCGGUGUGAACAAAGGGUGCUCGCUAUGAGGUGAAUGCCAGAUAAUUAAGGAAACAAAUCAUGAGGAAAAACUGGAGGGAAAAAUACACACACGUAAUUUGCAUUUUUAUCCAGCAUGCUUGAAGCAAGGAGCAUAUUUGGAGCGUGACAUGUUAAACACAUUGCCUGUUGGCGGCAGCCCCGCUAAACAGCUUUAUGAAAGUCCUGCUUGGGAGAUGCCGAUGCUUGAUGUUGGCUUUUUACCUAAAAAAAAACAACAAAACAUGAAUUUGGGCGUCAUUUUCUUGGGUUUCAGAGUAGUGUGACUGGAAGCAGUGAUGUGGAAGCACAGGUAGCGAGAUUGGGUCCUCAAAUGGGAUGCUGCACGGCUGUUAAACUGUUUGUUUGUGAAUUAGUCAUGGCGGGUCCAAGCAGUGGAGUUGCUUGUCACGGCUCGGGGGGCCGUAACAGUGACGCAGAGAGCCACACGGACGAAAUUUAGAACACAAGGAAGGAAGGAGAGAAGCGGCGAGAUGAGUUUGGGUUGUUUUUUUUUUUUUCUUUUAAAGACCUCAGGGUAGCCGAGCAGUGUGCGCUCUGGUCCCUGAAUGCAUUUCACAGUUUCGGAGAAAAUAAAAAUGGUGCUGCAGGCAAAACAAAAAUGUUGACGCUCCAAUCGUAGAAAUAUUCACCAUAUGGAAAAAGAGCCACCUCAGAGGUUCACCACCGGGAUCCUGACACAGCAAGAGACAAGACAAAAAACACUGUUUUAAACCCAAAAAAAAACAGAAGCCGGUAGUCUUUUUUUGUGCAAAGUGGAACAAAGAGGCCUGGAGCUUGGAGAAAGGGAUGCUCUCCUAAAACGACUCAAGCUGCUUCACAAGGGACUCAGAAGGAGGAGUGCAGCACUAUAAUUAUCCUGAUUUGAGAUUAACUUUAAAUACCCUUGAACAAAAGCUACGCUCAGUGGAUGGCGGCGCGGGUUUAGUCGCCUUCUCCACAAUGACUCAUCACGGCAAGGAGAGUUUGAAAACAGCAACAACACCCCCGGCCUGAAUGGUCCUCUGAGAAUAGUGCUGCUGUCCAAUUAUGGUAGAACUCUACUGAACUUGAACACAAAGAUGGAGACGCAGGGUGCCUUCACACUUGAUUAAAAGGAACUUUGGUGCGUUUGCUCUGCUUGUACGGUUUGUUUGGUUAAGCUUGCAAGUUCGGGUUCACAUGAAAGCACACGGACCAAAGACAAAGCUCAUUGUUAAAAUGACAGCAAAAAGCAUGCAGAAAUGAAACAUUUUUGGAAAGUUUUUGGAAGUCUCUCUGCUCUGCUCUUUCCCUGUGUGUGUAUGUGUGUGUGACAACGUCGCUCUUGAAAAAAUACAUUGUAGAAGCUUCAUGAAAUCAAUUCUGGUAAAUGCGGUUUGUAAUAUUUGCAUUACGUCGUGUAACAUGUAGAUGUCCAAUGAAAUCCUUACUUCAUGCAUAUGUUCUUUACUGUCCAAUGAAAUCCUUACUUCAUGCAUAUGUUCUUUACUGCCCAGCCUUUGGUCCAAUGACAAAAAUACCAGUGAACACUAAGCGAAGUGCACCAGAGUUAUCUUUUUAAAUUCUUGGUCCGGACCAGAGUACCGAACCCCAAGUGUGAACGUAGCCAUAGACCCACUCUGGCGAAGGCGAGCAUUACCUCUCCCGGUCAGCGAAGGAGGAAGAGGUGCUGUGCAGCGUCUGGCGGCUCUCCUCGGAUGCAAGGGAGCACGGGAGUGCGCGGGAGAGGGGAGGCGCUACUCCACGGGAGAGCGGGGGCGGAUGCUGGGAACAGCUGCGAUCAUAACUGAGAGGAGAAGGGAUUGAUUGAUGGAUGGAUGGAUGGGUGGAAGGAGAAGAGAGAGGCAAGGAAGUGGCAUGAGAUGUUUGAGGCAGAGGAAUAACACGGAAGAGCGUCAGGAACAGAAAAGUCACUUCAACACUGAUGAUCACGUUAAAGUUCCUAUUGUGAGAGACGUAUAGUAGCACGCAUUGGACUCGUUCAAACAGUGACAGUAGCAAGAGGUAGAGGGAAUGAGUGACUUCAAGGAAAACUGCAUUUUUGAGGGGGAAUUUUGCCCAUCAUCCACAAUCUUUAUGUGAGCCAUGAACACGUCUUUCUCUUUUCUGUGCAUUCUAAAGGUAUAUAAACACAUUUAAAAAAACAGCUCAUUACAGCACGUAUGGCACUAACUUAUUCCGCCUACAAAGUGGUCUCAAAGUUUCCAAAAAGCGCCAACAAUGCUCCAUUUACAUAUCAUGUGACGUGUAUAUUAACCAAGCUACAGCGACAUUGUUAUUGUUAUUAUUAUUACUGGUGACAUUGUUACGCCGAUCGAACUAUGUUACUGGCGCAUUAACACUUACCACACCGAGUAGCUACUAGCCGGCUAGCGACGAGCUUCACCACAAAUUCGCCCGCAGAGCGUCAGCUCCGUGUUCACAAUGCCUCAGACCACGACCAAAAGGUUAGGCUACAUAUUCGAGAUGUUUUCAUGUUUAUGAAGUUAAUGCUAAGUGUAGGUGUGCGUUUUUAUGGUGCAUUGAUUUCUCAUAGCGCAUUAAUUUCUCAUAGCAUCUAUGAGAAAUCAAUGCGCUGAGAAAGGAAGUUGCGGUAACGAACAAAAGACGCGAAAUACUGUAAGUAUUACGUGUCAUCAUGAAUGUACCUCUUACUAUAUGGUCACAGCAUGGAUAUAAAACCAUCAAACUGUUUCUUUUGAUCUGUUUUCGUAUCUUUAGGACACACAGAAGAGAGAAAGACGUGUGUUCAUGUCUCACAAAAGGAUUGUGGAUGAUGGGCAAAAUUCCCAAAAAGUUUUGCUUUAGGUGAAAGUACAGUCCAGCGUUUUGUCUGUUUUUGUCACCUAAAACCUAAAAAUGAUAUUAUAAGCUCUUAAGUGAAAACAAUUAUUGGAUAAUGUUUUAAUUAGCUUCCAAAGUUAAGGGUUUACAGUCCGUUUUAAGACGUGGGGGUGGCAAUCUUUCCUUCUGUUUAUUUUGAUAGGAGCCGUACAAAUGAAUAAACAGAAGUAUAUCAUCUGCAAGGGUUGAAUCGGGACAACUGGAUUCUACCUGUUCGCUGAAAACAAACAUUGCCUCUAUUCAACCCUAGCGGAUUACCAUGACCUGGAUGAGUGAGAAUCUACACAGACACACAGAAGCAUAUACAACACAAAUGCACAUCAGCCGGAGUUAGCAGGAUGGCUACAAGUAGUUCACAUGUACAGUUACUGUUAGCUUCAUAGGUAACAGUAAAAGACGUACCCAAAAGAUAACUGUUAAUGACAUUUAUGCGUUGUGGUCAAAAUGCUUUGGAAGACUUUGGAAUGACUUAUGGACAAUUAGUUGUUCAGAUACAAAAAAGACAAAACACAAAUUGUCCCAUACCAUAAACUGGCGGCUUGGUGCCUUCACCAGCAUACACGUACCAAUGCUACCCUAACCUAACCUAACCCUCAACUAGCAAAGCAACACAACUCAGAUAUGUCAUCAGCACCGCUGUGCUGGCUCCCUUUCCAUCAGGGGUCAAUAAAGUAUUCUGAUUUAAAUGUUCUAUAAAUGUUAUCUUUGGAAAAACAUGAUUUCAGAUCUUAUAAAAAAAACAACAACAUAUAUAUAGCCAAUAUUUGUAAAAACGAGUGGAGGAUCCCUUGCAGAAGUUACAUAGGUGUAUGUUCUCACGGCCAAAACAGCCACAUGCAGUGUCCUCAUCUCCCCUUUGCUGCAACACCUGUCCUCAUCCUCCGUCAUGCUCCACAACACCAGGCCCGCGAUUUUAGUGGAAAACAACACAGAGUGCAAUAUGCCACUCUUCUGUGCUCGUAAUGAACUGGACUGUGGCCAGUUUCCACUAUACGCUAUCAUUUCGGUCCAUCUGCACCACCCAGCCCCCUCGCAUCUAACACAUGGCGUUAUUUACACAUUUAUGACACUGAAGUGCCAGCCAGUCUAUCACACCACGGAAAUGGAGAGCGAGACUCUCCAGUUUGUAUAAGGUCACUUUGGUUUGGAUCCCAAGCAGAGGCUGGUGAUGAAAGUUAGGUUGCGUUCACACUUGUGGUUCGGUACUCCGGUCCAGACCAAAAAUAAAAAACGCACACUUUAUGCACACUUUAGUGCAGUUAGCUUAGUGUUUUCCCACUGGUAUUUCUGUCAUGGGACCAAAGGCUGCACAGUAAAGAACCUCUGCAGAAAGUAAGGACUUGAUUGGACCGCUGUUGUGACGUAAUUCAGUAUUCCAAACCAUAUUGCCGUAGGUUAUUUUUAUAUUCCGCUAUAUUUACCAGCUUUGAUUUCAUGCAAAGCUUUUAAAAUUAAAAACAUUUAAAGCGCGCCGUUGUCACACACACUUUCAUUUUAACACUGGUCCCUAUCUUUGGUCUGUGUAGUGUUCAGCAACACCGCAAAUGUUCACUUGCAAGUGGAGAGAUGGGUCUCGGUCCGCUUGUUUGACGCACACCAGGGUUUGGACGAUGGCGUUCAUAAACGUUGACCAAACGAACCGUACGAACAAACCGUAGAGCAAACACACAAGAGUUUCUUUUAAAUGAACCGACUGUGACACGUGUGAACACACCCUGGGAGAAGCAACAGUUAGGUCCAUCUCAGGAUCAGAAGGAGAUGUUUAUGGGUUAGUUAGGGUUGGGUUUACGGGUUAUGGGGUACCAGCUCUUGGUAAACUGGGGGAUUAAUCUGAACAUGCUAGCAGUGCGGUGUUGGAGAUAAGAUGAGCAUUGGAGGCAGCGACAAUCACACGUGCUAUAGUGGCACAGAAAGCCAAGAACCUCAAGGACAGCAAGUUGGAACACAGGUAAAAGCACAGGAAAAAAAAUCCCUGCUAGACGAAGGAGGCCUAAAUAGGAGGAGAGUGCAUUUGAUAAUGUAAGACUGAGGGGGCAAAUCUGAGCUGAGAGAUAUGAAAAGGGAAUAUGAAGUGGAACAAAUUAUGCUGUUCCAGGCACUGAAUUGAAAAAUUAUGAUUGGCAGUAAGGGGAAAGAGAACGAACGUAUAAAUAAGCCACAUAAAAAAAAACCUUUACCAAAGAAGAUGCGCAGAAAACAUGGCAAGAAAAGGCCCGGCGGUCAAAUCAACUUGACAUUAUUGUUCUGAUCAGCAAUGCGUGGAAGCGCUCCACUAUAUCACCAAGAUGAGUCCCCGUUUCCCGCUAAUGGCCACGCUCUCCAGCAGGGCGAUAUAUAAGGAACGCCCAUCCUUGUAUUAGCGGCGUAAUGGCAGGUGGAAUAUUACACAUUUUUAAAAGUGAUCGCAAAUCUUUAAAGGUGCUAUUAGUACGCAUUUGAACAAGCUUUCCUUUCUAUCUUGUAAUGAUACUAUUUAUUUGAUUUUAUUUUUUUAUUUAUUAGGGACAAUGCAUAUUAAUGAACAUCUGCAACCAACGCAGAUGUAAUAUGCCAGAUUAUAGCACAACUGCUAGGUUCCAUCUGUAGUCCUGUGGCAGGUAACAGAGAAAUAACACUAAACAGUACAAAAACGGUACACAAUAACCACAAACUGUCUGACAAUCUCUUAUUGUUAAUGGCAGGCUGUUCCAAUAUUGUGUUCCUUUUACUGACAGCACUGUUUGUCCAAAAGUGGUACGUCUGUGUGAUACGUCUUUGCCCCUAAGGAGGCGAGAGUGAGCAAAGCAUGACAUCAGCAAUGUGUUCUAGCACUGUGGUACGAUUACUGGUGGUACACAGGAUCCGUCAAGGUGUGUGAAGAAUACAAGAGAUUGUUUUUAAUAGAAAUUAUAUUCUACGAUAGAAAUAUGAAAUAUUAACCAAAGAUUUGCUGAAAUUGAAUUCAAAUUCAAUGUUUAACUCACCUCAAAUGCCACAAGCAGAUUACCAGCGAGUACAAUCUUCAUAUUCAAAGCUAAACUGUUAGUAAGCAGAGGUAGCAUAAACACUAUUAUACACCAGCAUAAGCGUCACCCCCUGUUCAAGAUUUGUGUGUACGUUUUCCACAUAUGCAGGUGAAGCCAGCUUGGUGAACCACUAUUCUACCAAUGAAAACCCCAAAUACCCCCUUUAUGACUGACAUACAGUAUAAUGGUGUAUUUUUUUCAUAUGAAAUUCUACUAAAAUCAGCACUUAAAUGACCUGACAGCUUAGUUUGGAUGCCCCACCUGUACUUGAGCUCUCUUUGGGGACUCAAGCUUCCUCCCUAGUCCGAAGAGUCCAUAUAUGUUGGGUAAUUGGUGGGUUCUAAAGGAACUCCAGAUGCCCAUAAUCCUGAACAGGAUUAAAUUCAGUCUUGAAGACAGCUUGAAGUGGGAAGACUUUAUCAAUGCUAUAUAAGAAAUGGAAGUUUAAGGUACAGGCUGAAGUUCCACCACUGUUGUUGUCUUAAGGUAAUGGCCCAAGCUAAAUCCAGAAGAUUUAGCAAACCUCUGCUGUUUGGAAUCCAACCUGUGGUAGUACCAGAACUUUUGACCAAUAGCGACACAGCAAAGCUUGCUACCUCAAACUGAAGAAAAUUCCCUUGUAGUACUUGUACAGAACUCCACACUUAGCUUUUAAGAACUCCUGAGCAUCUACAGUAUAGUUAAUACAAUAAUGGUGGACACUGGUAAGAUGCUGCCCCCUAGUGGUUUGGAGUAUAGCCUUAAUGGUCAAGCCCUAACACAAACCCUUCCCUAAACCUGACACUAACACCAAACCUAAGACAAACCCUAACUCUAGACUUAACCCAAACCCAAAAACUUUCCGUGACACAAACCCAAAACCUUGCCCUAAAACAAACCCUGACUGUAACCCUAGCCCACAUCCAAGCCCCAUUUCAUAACUCUAACCCCAUCCCACAACCCCAGCCGUAGCUCUGACCCAAACCCUUACCCUAAAACCAAAUCCAAGGCCAAACCCUAACACUAACCCUCACGGUUGGAUAUGUACAAUGGCACGUGAACUUUAACAACUACAAACAGUAGACAAAUUGUAGAGUAGUACCUCAACGAUAGCCUGGUUUUGUCACAAUGAAAAUGCACGUUCCAUGAAACGGAUCAUCGGGUCACACAGAGGAUAAACUUGUCUUGUGUAUCGUCACAAAUAUGCACAUAGCAACUAUAAAUGCAGUCAUUGUUGCUUUAACUGGUGGAGCUCAUUGCGCUUUAACUACAAACUCCAUAAAAACAGGAACGCUAAUAAAGCCUCUUAAACUGUCACAUCAUCAUAAACAAAGAAGGGGUAGUUCCUACCAGAGUUUGGCGGUAAUGAUGAUUGCAGUCAGGAUGAGCAGCGAGGAGAUGGUCACAGUGACAUAGAACUGAGGGUCCACUGUAACACACACACACAUUCCUAUAGUUACUAUUCUCAGAGCGUGACCGUGUAUAAUUGUACUGAGAACAAAAGGGACAAAUCAAUGAGGGCAGCUGAACAUGAAAUUGGAUGUGCAAUUGUGACAGUGGCCUCCAACUACAACAGCAGUCCCGCCUUCCCGUCAUGACGGUGGCCAACUCCUGGCAGUGAGUGAUGCCAACUUUAUGAGGUUUUCCAGGCAACGGACGCGGCUGACUGCGCUCAGCGGAGCACCAGCCUUCACUCGGGUGACAGCUAAUUCUCGGGAAGACUCCUGGCAGUCGGGCACAUUGUUUUUUUUUUCUCAUGAUGCCCACCUUCUUCCUCCAGCUCUGUCCCCUCCGCUUGCAUCCCCCCGUCCUCUGCACCCUCUUGACUCCAGGACUCCUCCUGAGGAUGCGUGCUGGCAUCAGGAUAGCGCCAGUCCUCGGAGGUGGCGGCAGCAGAGCUGGCCUCCCGCUGGUUCCCUUGCUGACGCAGGUGCUCCGUUUCCUGGCUGGAGAGGAAGUGGUACGUCUCAUCCUCCAGAGGCUGCGUGGGGCCCCACACCACCGCCCAGAGAGGGGUCGGCGUCACUUGAGUGGUGACGGACAGCUGGACCGAGAGGGCGUCCACCCGCUCCUCACCCUCGCCGUCGUCACGGUUACAGGUGGAGGGCUGCGUCACCAGGGCGACCAGGACGAGGGCAGUCAGUCGUGCGACAGGAGAGAUGAAGCUGGGGACGAAAGAGAGAAGUUAUCCUGAGGGAAACAAACCUCCACUGUCCCCUCCCAAGCAUCACCUCGGAUGGUUUGUUUCCUCACCAUCUCUCCAUCGCUUCGCUCUGUUCACUGAGACACCACCACGCCGAUCAUCUCUGGAAGAUAAGACCGAGGGGCAAGAGAGGGAGGAAAACAAAGGGGGAGGGUCCGGCUUGCCAGAUCAGAAGGAUGCGAACAACGAUAGUAGCGGCACAAUUCCAGCUCUCUAAUCUCCUCUAAAUAUACAUGCUCCCCUGGGCUAUUGAAGUUUAACGCUCAAUUAUGCACCACUUCUAACACCUCAACACACUAAAAGUACACAUUCAUCACCCGGUCCGGUCCGGUCCGGUCCUCACACACCAUCACAUAAAUCAUCAUUAGUCCAAUACGAGUCCAAAUGACACUUUGAGCGGGUAGUAGUAACUUCUUAUCUACAGCUGCUGCAUAAAUGCCAACCAAAAUGUCACUCAAACACACGCGCACACACACACAGUCCGACACAUAUCAGUUUUCAUGCCUACCUCUGGCAAGUGGAGAGAGGGAAUGAGACAGUGAGAGAGGAAAAAGAGGGGGGAGAGCAAGGGAGGAGGAGAAAAAAAAAAGCAUUGGUUGCCUUAGCGACCGAGACAUGUCUAGUCCACGAGAGAGUGAGCAAGUGAGGGAGAGCGACUGAGAGAUUUAAAUGCUAAUUACGGUAUGUGUGUGUUUUUUAGAAAGGGUUCCAAUUAAAAGGGGCGUGGAAGAGAGAAUGACAUGUGACAAACAGAAAAGAUCAUUUCACAGGAAGGCGGAGUAUAAAAAAAAAAAAAAGAAAAGUUGAGCCUCAGAGGGGGAGAGAUGCAGUAAAAUUGAAUUUACAUUCAUUUACAUAGGUCACCCGGCAUGGCAUGGCAGCAGGGGAUGAAAGUGGCGAUUCCAGAGGAGACAGGGUCAGAUUGGAAUUUAUGCAAAUGGUUUAUUUGUUUCAUUGGGCAGAAUUAACAAAGUUACAUAGAAGAACAUCACGUUUACAUUUGCACAAUUCAACAUCUUAUUCAGAUCUUAUUCUCCAUGUCAAUUACUGAUAGUUUGUUCCCUUCCUGUGUUUAAAUGUCACCGUUUUAUAAUAAGGAGUAAAAAAAGUAAAAGUAAAAAGUAAAUGAAUAUAUAAAACUAAUUAGCAAAAUAAAUAAAUAUUAAAUUAAUUGAAAAAAAUUAAUGAACAAAUGUCGGCGUAAAAAACUGACUUUGUAUGAGCUUUGUAUGAUGAAUAAAUACAUGCAGGAUAUGUGCUGAAGGUUUUCAUGUUUGAAUGGUUUACAUAUUGUCCAUUUGUUUUCAAUGGGAAUUUGGUUGUGGAAAAUUGUGCGGAUGUUGAAAUGCUGGAAUGGUUUGUUGAGAAAUGUGGAAUAUUGCCCAUUCAUUUUCGGUGGGAAUUUUGUCACGAAAAAUGUGGGAAUUUUUGAGAUGUCAAAAAUUGCUCGCCUGAGUGAGAUGAAUGUUUUCAUGUUGGAAUGGUUUGAUUUGCUUGAGAAAUGUGGAGCUUGUAAAAAUGGUUCAUUCAUUUUCAAUGGGGAUUUUGUGCUGGGGAAUGUGGAAUUACGGCAAAUGUGGGAAUUUUUGGGAUGUCGAAAAAUGAUAGCCUGAAUUAGCUUCAUGGUUUGAAUUUGUUGACAUACGUGUAAAUAGUGAAAAUUGGCAAGAUCAAUGGGAAUUUUGUCGCAGGAAAUGUGGAAUUACAGAAAAUCUAGGAAUUUUUGGAAUUUCAAGAAAGGUUGGCUGAACGUCCCGGAAUAACUUGAAUGUUUUCAUGUUGGAAUGGUUUAAAUAAGUUCAGAAAUGUUGAAUAUUGUCCAUUUAUUUUCAGUGGGAAUUUUGUCACGAAAAAUGUGGGAAUUUUUGAAAUGUCAAAAAUUGCUAGCCUGAGUGAGAUGAAUGUUUUCAUGUUGGAAUGGUUUGAUGUGCUUGAGAAAUGUGGCGCUUGUAAAAAAUGGUUCAUUCAUUUUCAAUGGGGAUUUUGUCCUGGGAAAUGUGGAACUACGGCAAAUGUGGGAAUUUUUGGGAUGUCGAAAAUUGAUAGCCUGAAAUUGCUGAAUUAGUUGAAUGGUUUGAAUUUGUUGACAUACGUGGAAAAAGUGAAAAUUCUCAAGAUCAAUGGGAAUUUUGUCACAGGAAAUGUGGAAUUACAGAAAAUAUAGGAAUUUUUGGAAUGUCAAGAAAUAACUUGAAUGUUUUCAUGUUGGAAUGUUUUGAAUCGGUUGAGAAAUGUGGACGUAGUUGAGCGUGAAAAAUUAGGAAUAAUAAUAAAUAGAAUUGUCCUCGUCAGCAUUCAUACAGUAAUGAGUGAUGAAUGAUAGUAAAAGAUGCAAAUAUGGAGAUGUGACAGGUUUAUUUUAUGUGCAACUAACAUCUACAGACUUUGUGUCCAUAUGCUCUCAGUUCGCUGUCUCUUUCGCGUCCAUGUCCUCACUGGAGAACGCAGCGUAACCACGAGCCGGACCCCCCAUCCUCGACAUCAGUUUCUCUACCUCCCCGUCUUCCGUCUUCGUCAUCAUCAAGGUGUUCUAAGUUUAAAAAGGAGGCCAAAAGAAUUUGUCACGAUGCACGUCAUCUAAAAUUAACACGCUAAUCUGCCUGAUUGUGAGGCGCGUGUGAUUCCGUAAAUAAAACUGCUUUACCGUCGUCCGUCUCCUCGUCGUUUUCCGUGUCCCCCUCGGACUCCAGAGGCGAUUCUAAUCGGCUGUCUGUCCUCACAGUGAUGUCCCCCCUGCAGCGUUGACAAAUGCAAUUAACUCCAACUGUCUGAGGAGAACAUCAGCCCACACCUUUUGCACUUGCACCAAUCCUGAAUUGAUUAGCAAUGCAAAUAGGGCAGUAUGAUUGACCAGGAUGAACUGAACCCCCUUUAAGAAUAACAGCACACCUCCGUCUCCCGGAGCUGGGGAGCUGCUCCCACACAACGAGGUCGCGCCCUCCCGUGACCCAGCGGUGGUCUCCGCUCCCUGUGGUCCAAGCCGCGAAGCAAAGGAUUCUGGGAGCUCGCUGCCAGGUCAGAGAGGCCAGGUAGCGACACUGAGGCACAGAGAACACUUGGAGGGACAGAAUUGAGGUCGUGAAUCACAAGAGGAAGGGGUGAGGCGGGGGAUCGAUUUUUGAGUAAAGGGCUCACUCACAAUUUAGCAUGCUCUCUCCAUUGGCCAAAUCAUAGCAGGAGCCAAUUAGGAGGCCGGCUGUCUGGUGGACACAAUCUGUUACCCCUGUGACGCUGCUGUGAUUGGUCAGCCUGGAUACCGUUCCUGUGAUAAUUGGACAGAUGUUAGGUGAACUAUUACCUCGACCUGCAGCGGCCUUCUUCAGUCUGUUUGUGUAACUAAGCCAGUGGUGUUUUUGUUUGUGUUUUUGUAUUUUAGAAGAAAUGGUAAGGUGCCAGCUACUACCUGAACAAAACCUUUAUUCCUGUUUAAUGUUGAUUUUUUUAAAAUUAUUAUUAUUUUAUGACCACAAUGUUAGAAACAGAAUUGCUAGGAUUCUUUCUUCCAGUCGGGCCUUGGUCACUUGUUGCUAGGCAGAGUUCAUGGAGCUCAGACAAAAAUUCCUCAUAGGCCAAUGGAAAACCUGAUGCCCCACUAGGGGCAGGAACAGGAAGUCAGACAGACACUAUUUAAAUACCCCAAAAAAUAGCACUUGAAGAUUUAUUUCGCAACUCUAGUCAACCUCAAAUUAGUCUUCCCACUCGGAAAUAAUGACAACUUUUGCUUAUGUAGUAUAUUAACUAUUCUUUUAACGUUCUUAACUGUUAUUCAAGUGUAAAAAGAAGUUACCUACUGGUAUUCGUAAAUGUAAACGCUCGGAGUCUUAACUUGAAAUGAUGGCGUUGCCAGUGUGUCUCAUGCAUCUGUUGUUUUCCAUUUGUGUCAAAAGAAGUUAACUACUUUCAAUUGUAAAAAUAAAAACAAAGAAAGCUGACCAGUAACGACACGUAUGGUGACCCUGGAGUCGUUACUGCUUUGACUAUGAGUCCGGAACAUCCUGUAUGUUGUUAUUCUAAAAAAGCCAAAGAAAAAGCAAAGCCCAUUUGCUUGUUGUUCCGAGUUGAAAGUAUUUGCCCUAUAGAAAAUUGCGAUAACUGUCGGGGCCGUAAAAAACGGCAUUAACUACAUAGGCAAUGUUCUAAGUAACAUUUUAACAUUCUUAACGCUCAGUCAAGUGUAAAAAGAAGCUGAGCGCUGUUAUUCGUAAACAUGAAAACAAAUGAACAGUCGUUUCUUAAUGUUUCAGUAUUUUUGCCACAUGUAUAAAAAGACAUUAACAUUAAAAAGACAUUAACCACUAUCACGGAUUACCCCCCCCCCUCAGGAUCCGGUGGGGCACUGUCUCCUUCUGCCCCUAAUGCACUCAUUUGCAAUCACAGGCAGACAUACUGUUGCUCACCCGUCCUCCAAUGCAGGAUCUUGAUCCAUGCCUGACCGUAUGCCAGGAGUACUUUGUCCCCGCGGGGGCUGAGGGUGAGACGCCCUCCACCACAGCCCGUCACCUGGCCGCUCCAGCGAUGGAGAAGGCUCAAGGGGUCUCGGUCGGAGCAGCGGUUCUCCCACACGGACACCCCACCCUCAGCAGAACUGCUGAACACCAGCGGCCCCUGAGACUGUGGAGGGCACAGUUGUCAUGGCGAUGGGCCUCUGUAGCCAGUGUGUACACUAAUCAGCUUGUGUAGUUGUGUGUGUGUGUGUGUGUGUGUGUGUGUGUGUGAACAGCUUCAAAAUGUAUGCUUCUGAGGGGGCAAUUAUUUGGAAAUGGAUGGUGUGCCUUGAGAGAUAAACAAAGACAAUGACAGCUAUGCUCUACGCUUUAAUGCUUCAGGCCUAUAAUGAUGUUAGCAAAUUGAUUUCAAUAUUCAUGUGAAAGGCUUUUGCUGGGUAGGCGCCCUCACAGCUCCACAAAUAUCCAUUUGGAAGUAAUAAACAAUCUUGGACAAAAUAAAGAUAAAGCAGAGGAAAUGUGUCGGAAAACUGGUUCCUCUACUUCUACAGAGGGAGGAACAUUUUCAUGUUUUUUUACAUCCGCAAGAAGCUUAAAAAUAACCUGACAAGGCAGGUGGAUUGCUACACAAAACAAUCCUCCUGGGAGGAAGCCGAGAGAAAGUGACUGAAAAAGGGCAGCCUCUAAAUACUGUAACCCCACCCCCCCCAACAAACCACCAAAAAAAAAACCUUUCAAAAACUUUUCAUGACGGUGAUUGAAUGAACGUCCAAGUCAGUCACAUCCAUUAAGGAGGAGGAGUGCUUACAGUCAUGGGCUGAAGUUUUGGGAAUGAAAAGUGGUGUGAAAAAGUGUCCCUGAUUUAACUUUUUGCAUGUCUGUCACACUUAAAUGUCUCAGAUCGUCAAACAAAUUGAAAUAUUAGUCAAUGACAACACAACUGAACACAAAAUGCAGUUUUUAAAUGUGUGAAAAAGUGAUUCCCCCCUAAACCUAAUAACUGGUUGGGUCACCCUGAGCAGCAACAACUGCAAUGAAGCGUUUGUGAUAACUUGCAAUGAGUCUCUUACAGCGCUGUGGAGGAAUUUGGGCCCACUCAUCUUUGCAGAAUUGUUGUAAUUCAGCCACAUUGGAGGGUUUUCCAGCAUGACCCGCCUUUUUAAGGCAUUUGAAGGGAAAUUGUUGGUCGGGAACAAAAGUUGCUAAACAUUUGACCUGAAAUCUAAAUGUCUGUCCCUGAAUAGAUGCCUGUUACUCUCUGAAAUUGAGUCGAUAAAGACCUUCAGCCACUACAUGAGGAAAUCUAGUAUUUUAAAACAAUAGACCCACUUACCUGGAUGGAGGUGACUGCUUCCUGAUGCGCAUUGAUUGACUGGCAGUUGUCCAAAGUGUGCCAGCUCCAGGCUUGAACUUUGCCCCCGUCUGAGAGGAGACAGAGUGUGAGGUUAACACGCAGCGACAGGCGUCUGGCAGCCAUUACUGUUAGUCACAGUCAACACACCUGAGCCUGCCUGCCUAAAUUGUGUGCCUCCAUGUCCCUCAUGCAGCCCACUAGCCCUGCAGUAUGCUCAGCGAGUGUGUGUGUGUGUGUGUGUUUUUGGCAACCCAUAAUGCAUUCAUCUUCAUAGUGUAUACAGAGGUAGACAUCAUCCACUCUAUCUGAUGCAGCAGGCUUUGACUGACGUUUCUUUGUUCUUUGUUCACACCGCACCUGAGCCAGUGAUGAUGUAGCCGUCUCCCUCAGGCACAAAGCAGAGCGCCGUCACUGCGUUGAAGGUGUAGAGAGACUUUACACACUGCCCUUGAGAGGAGAAAAUAUUGGCUUAAUUGCAAAGACACGGACCACCAGUCACACAGACACACGCCCAAGGCGGUUUCUUCUUUCAUAUAUGCGGGGGGUUUUACAAACAGUACAGUUCAGCUGCCUUUGGUGGACAACACAGAGUGUUGACCAGGCUGCGUAAGCAGCAAGAGUGUUAAAUGGUGUGACUUCAUUGCAGCACGACAUAGUGGAACCUGCCCAUUAAUUCAAACAAGAAGAGGAACACAACAAUAGAGUCAACUUGUUUUUCCUCAUCAUAUUACCAUACAGUAAUAUUAACCUAAUAUUAAGUUGUUAAAUUCUUACAUUUUUCUUGGAACAUUACAUUUUUGUUGUCUUUAAAAAUUGCAGCGUUUUUGUUUUGUUUUGUCAUUGUCAAAAAAUUACAAGAUUUUCUUAUAAUGUGACUUUUUUUCCUCAUAAAAUUACCGUUUUUGUGGUAUUUCAACUCCAAUGUCAAUGUUAAUGAAAAGUAUAUUUUUCUUGUAAUAUCAUGACAUUUUCUUACGUUUUUUUCCCCCUUGUAAUAUUCACUUCAAUCUUGUGUGAUUCAGCUUUUCUUCAUGUAAUGCAACUUUUUUCCUCAUAAUAUUUUGACUUUAUUCUCAGAAAAUCCCAACUUUUUUCUCACAUUACUCCUUUUUUUCUCAUAAUUUGUGGACCUUCAUUUCAUUACCUUCAUUUCAAUCAUUCUCAUAACAUCGCGAGUUUGUUCCCAUACAACCCUUUUUCUUUUUUUGUAAUAUUACAACAUUUUCUUCAUAAUAUUCCAAUUUCAUUUUCCUAAUUGUUUUUCUUAUAACCUCAUAACAUCUUUCUCAUACAAUUAUAACUUCUUUCUUAUAAUAUUAUAACUUUAUUCUCAUAUAAUUCAGAUGUUUUCCUUAAAUGACAACUUUAUUAAAAUUAGAGCUUUUCUUUAGUUAUACUACAGUUUAAUUCUCAUAAAAGUCAGCCUUUUUUCUUGUAAUAUUAAUUCUUUAUUCUCCUAAAAUUUACAUUUUCCUCAUAAUAUUGCAACUUCAUUUUCAUAUUUUUUUUCUUUUAAUAUUACACUUUUUUUUUCUUUCUUCUCAUAUUGCAACCUUUACUCCCAUACAAUUC
Messenger RNA from Dunckerocampus dactyliophorus (ringed pipefish), 23338 nucleotides. It is a transcript of the gene cops7a, whose product is annotated as COP9 constitutive photomorphogenic homolog subunit 7A. Gene Ontology annotation, cellular component: COP9 signalosome. The transcript has 8 exons. Gene Ontology annotation, biological process: COP9 signalosome assembly. Lineage: Eukaryota; Metazoa; Chordata; Actinopteri; Syngnathiformes; Syngnathidae. The coding region runs from base 97 to 903 and encodes 268 amino acids. The record is from RefSeq and is a predicted model, not a curated record.